This is a messenger RNA of Daldinia caldariorum, 2396 nucleotides long. RefSeq names its product glycosyltransferase family 90 protein. Lineage: Eukaryota; Fungi; Ascomycota; Sordariomycetes; Xylariales; Hypoxylaceae. The coding region runs from base 180 to 2042 and encodes 620 amino acids. The transcript has 2 exons. The record is from RefSeq and is a predicted model, not a curated record.
UACAUACGUAUUGUAUUGUAUGUUGUGUGUAUGUGGUGUCCCUCUUUCUCCUCUUUAACCCACGAUACCUAAGGUACAUGUUACCAAUGUCAUUCUUUACAUCAUUAUUUCCUACUGCGCAAACAAGUCUCAGAUAGACCCUUCCAGAUCGUGGGUAGGAUUUAGAGGCCUGAAGAGAAAUGCGGCCGCGCCAACUGAUCUUAACCGGCGGGCUCGUCUUCCUCGGUCUUUGCGUCAUCACUCUUUUCCGAUUGACGCCCUCCGGCACCAACCUUUCAAACCUCAAACCCGGUCCUCUAUCGCAUAAAUACGACGCUUGGAAAGAUGGCUCCAACAACGCACCCCAGCCCUUGGUGCUCCCGGUCCCUUAUGAUCCCAAGCCGAAGCCUGCCCCCCGCGGAGAACAUCCCAUAUCCCAUUUAGUCGCCCAAGCGGAGAAGGAACUCGAGGCGACGAGGUCACGUCAGUCCAAGACAAUCAAGGACGCCGUUGCAGAGUACCGCAGGCGGUACGGGAUACCGCCCCCGCCCAACUUCGACAAAUGGUUCGAGUUUGCCAAGGCCAAGAACGUCCAGCUCAUCGACGAAUUCGAUAUGAUCCACGAGUCGCUGACGCCCUUCUGGGGGUUAAAACCCUUCACGAUACGCGCGCGCGCCAGGGAGGCUCUAGGUUUCGACAACGCAUUGCUGGGUAUCCAGAUCCGGAAUGGUAAGAUUACGCAUAUCCAGGGUGGGAGCGAGUGGCAGCGUGAGGCCACUGCGGGCAUGAUGGGAAAAUUCAUAAAGUGGCUACCCGAUAUGGACCUGUGUUUUAACCUGCACGACGAGUCGAGAGUUAUCGUACCGCACGACGACCUAGCUAGGUUAGUUAGGAGGGCCAAGGAGAUCAAUAUGCCCGCCGCCCGUUCCCAUUCUCGCCUGAGGAACGAGUUUACACCGAUGGGCAAGGGGCUGAAUGACGGAAGCAAGUUUGAGGAGAGCAAGCUGACGCGAUUCAACGUCUUUGCUCACCAGCCGACGUGGACCCAUUCGAGAUUAUCAUGUCCUCCAGAAAGUCCUUCUAGGGGGUUAGAGGAAGAAGAGAGAAAAGAUGAUAUAUCCAGGUACGGCUUGGGCGAGCUGGGUUUUAUCUACAAUAUCACGGCCAUGUCUGAUAUCUGCUAUUCUCCGUCACUCGGUUCGACGUUCGGCUUCUUCGACCGGCCCAACGCAUACAACAUCGUGCUCGACCUAUUCCCGAUUUUCUCGCAGUCCAAGAUCUCGUCCUACUCCGACAUCUUGUACCCGUCGCCGUGGUACUGGUUCGAGAAGGUAACGUAUGACGAAGGGAAAGACGUUCCGUGGACCGAGAAGGAGGACAAGUUCUACUGGCGCGGCUCUACAACCGGUGGUUUCAGCAGGAACGGCGGAUGGCGUCGACAGCACCGGCAGCGGUUCGUGAAGAAGAUGAACGCGGCUGAUAACGCUAAGAUCCUCGAGGAGACUCAUGGUAAAUGGGAGGUCAAGGAGGUACCGCGGGGCGAUUAUAAGGACAUCAUCGAUGUGUACUUCUCGGGAGUGGGGCAGUGCGACCCCGGGGACUGCGACGCGCAAAAGGAAUUCUUCACGAUCAAGGGGCAUGCGGAACAACAAGACGCGUGGAAAUACAAGUACCUACUGGACAUCGACGGGAAUGCGUUCAGUGGACGGUUCUAUGCGUUCCUAAAGAGCAGGAGCUUGGUGUACAAAUGGGCUAUCUUCCGCGAGUGGCAUCUCGAGUGGCUGAAGCCGUGGGCGCACUACAUCCCCCUCAGUCUUCAGGGCGAGGAGUGGCUCGAGGCUGUUCGGUUCUUCGGUCGCGGCGAUCUGGGAACGAAAGAGGCCGAGCGCCUCGCAAACCAGCAGCGCGAUUGGGCGAAUAAGGUCCUAAGACAUGAGGACAUGGAAGUAUGGUUCUUCAGGCUGCUACUAGAAUAUGGCCGAGUCGUGGACGACGAACGCGAGAAUAUCGGAUACUCAGUAGGCGCACCCGCGAGUAGGGCGGCGGGAGAAGCCCCCUCAUAACGAAAACAGGGAGACAGUGACGUUAAUAUGAGACGAGGGGGGGCGGAUAGGAUAGGAUAUGCUGCUACAUAAGGCAUAAUAAGAUCUGGCGGGUCGGCGUACGGAUUGUAUAAAAAAUAAGUUGCAUGGUCGGAGUUUUUUUUCCUCUGCUUCUUUUUUUUUUUCUCUUACUCGGUGCGCAUGCAAGCAAGUACAUGCGGAGAACGGGACGGGCUUAUAUAUAGGCUAGGUUAGGUACCUACCUAAGGUAGGUAUGUAUGUAUAUACCGGUUGAGGAUCGGACAGUCUGGCGCACAAGCCCCCUUUCCGCUCGGUUUCGAUAUACGGUAUAGGUUAGGUUCGAUAUACGAGGAG